Molecule: messenger RNA, 543 nt
Organism: Zootermopsis nevadensis
Lineage: Eukaryota; Metazoa; Arthropoda; Insecta; Blattodea; Termopsidae
Source: RefSeq, a predicted model, not a curated record
ACAAAGAUUUGUUAUCAUAAGAAUUUGUUUUUUGAAAAGAACUGAGGCAUAAACAUGCAAAGUCUACAUUAUUAAAAAAUAAUUUCCAGUAGAAUGUAUUUUACUGUGUAAAAACAAGAAAGUACAGCUGUUGACAUUCAAUAUCACCAUACGGAACGUGAUCCUCAACUGGGUAUUUGCGAUAACACAUCUCCAGUUGACCAAGGAAGCAACCCAUCUGGUUCUGUUAAUAGAGAAGGACACACAACAAAAUCUUCUGGAAAGAGACAAAUGGAAUAUUUUCAAGGAAUGAAGCAGAAGUUCCUUGCAUAUAUAAAUACUAACAACGAAGGACUUAUUUUUAAUCGCAAAGAAUUCAUCAUAUACAUAAUCUUCCUUGUGUUGGUGAUGAUAGGAACAUACGUGAAGACAGACAACAUGAACUAUUGGUUCACAAAACAUGCAGAUGAUUUGAUUGCAAAAAAACAGUUUGAAGAUGGUAUUAGAGAAACAAACUUCAAAGACUUAUCACACAUAAGUCAUUUCUGGAAGGUAUGCAUUUAA